Messenger RNA from Pseudopipra pipra, 1855 nucleotides. RefSeq names its product neurexophilin 3 (gene NXPH3). The record is from RefSeq and is a predicted model, not a curated record. Bases 268 to 1056 code for a protein of 262 amino acids. Gene Ontology annotation, molecular function: signaling receptor binding. The transcript has 2 exons. Lineage: Eukaryota; Metazoa; Chordata; Aves; Passeriformes; Pipridae.
GGCAGAAGGACGAGCAGGGGCGGCAGCGGCAGCGGGCGAAGCCGCCUCCCGCCGCCCGGACCCGGCACAACGGGGCGGGAGCUGCCGGAGCCACCAUGGGCCGGGGGGGGCCGUAGGAAGCCGCUGGCACAGGGGGACACCCCCCGCCCCUCGCUCACGUCCCUCGCUUAAAAAAGGGAGGGAAAAAAAAAAAAUAAAAGCCGAAAAACGCACCCGAACCCUCCGCGAAUUCGGAGCCAGGGAGAAGGCGGCGGCACCGGCUGGAAAAUGCAUCUUCCUCGGAGCUGCGUCCUCCUCCUCAUCCAGGGGAGCAUCUCGCUGCUGGUGCUCUGUGCUCCAGAGGAUCCAGGGAAAGGUGCGGAGCAGCGGGAAGCCCAGAGCCAGGAGAGAGCCCCAGCGCAGAAGAUGAGGGAGCUGCUCUCCCCAGAGCCCCUCCUGGCCCCGACCCUCCUGCAGAACACGACCCUCGUGGAGCUGGGGAGCGGCUCCCGGCAGCUGUGGGACAUCCUGGAGAACCUGUCGGGGCGGGAGCAGCCCCCCCAGCCCCGGGCACGCAGGGACUCGGGGCCGGCCCCGGGCAAGCUGAAGAAGAUUUUCGGCUGGGGGGAUUUCUACUCCAACAUCAAGACGGUGAAGCUGAACCUGCUGAUCACGGGCAAGGUGGUGGAUCACGGCAACGGCACCGUCAACGUCUUCUUCCAGCACAACUCCACCGGGCAGGGCAACAUCUCCGUCAGCCUCGUGCCGCCCACCAAGGCCGUGGAGUUCGACCUGGAGCAGCAGAUCUUCAUCGAGGCCAAGGAGUCCAAGAUCUUCAACUGCCGCGUGGAGCGCGAGCGCGUGGAUCGCGCCAGGAAGACGUCGCUGUGCACCUUCGACCCCGCCAAGACCUGCUCGCAGGAGCACACGCGCAGCCACGUGGCCUGGGCCUGCUCCAAGCCCUUCAAGGUCAUCUGCAUCUACAUCACCUUCUACAGCACGGACUACAGGCUGGUGCAGAAGGUGUGUCCCGACUACAACUACCACAGCGACGUGCCCUACUUCCCCUCGGGGUGACCCCGGGGCAGGCGGGGCUGGGGGAGGGAUGGGGUGGUUUGUGGGGUUUAGGGAUGGGCCCCAGAAAGCAGGAGCGAGGAAGGAAGAGGAGGAUUUUCCCUCUUUCCCCAUGUCAAAGAGGAGGGUGUCAGGCUGAGCCCGGCCUGGAUCCCUGGUCUGUGGAGAGGAGGCGAGGGCUGAAUUCAGGAGGUGGGGAGUGGGACGGAAAGCCACGAGCAGACUCGAGUUCCUCGGUGCAAUAAGGGGUGGUUUGCCUGGGUCUGGGCCAGCGUGGUCCCAAAAGGUCGUGACCCCAGGCCAAGGGGGCUCCAGAGGGAGGGUCACACCUGGAGCAGAGGGAAGAGGGACCUCAAGGGGGGGAGGAAGGAACCAUGGGCAGCCCCCUCAUCUCCCCCCAGGAGCUGGGGAUGAGUUUUCCCACCACCUUGGUGGUUUUCCCAGCACCUUGGGGUGCCAGGGGCUGUUGGGAUGGACACGGGGAGCCGGGACCAUGCCAGGGUGCCACCCCAGCCCCGCUCACCCCGGGGGGUUCCAGGGACCUGGAAUUGGCUCCCUGGGCAGAGGAGCCCUGGCGGGGCUGCAGGCACAGGGUGUGAUUCAUGUGGCUCCCCUGCUGCUCUGAUUCAUGUGUUUUCCUCCACCUCACCUGCUGCUGAUCCUGAUCCCUGCCCGGCUCCCCCACCCGGAUCUGAGCCCACGAGCAGGGGGAGCUCUGGGAGCAGGAUGGAAUUCACUGGGCAGGAAAAGAAACUCCCCCCCUGCUGACCUGGAGAGAGGGAAUAAAAUCUUCCUGGUGGCA